Molecule: messenger RNA, 1396 nt
Organism: Orycteropus afer afer
Lineage: Eukaryota; Metazoa; Chordata; Mammalia; Tubulidentata; Orycteropodidae
Source: RefSeq, a predicted model, not a curated record
AGAGCCGGAAGCGGGAGGGGAGAGUGAAACAGGAAAAGACGGGAAGAAGGAAGAAGAGGGAAGAGGAGGAGAGGGAGGAGGAGGAGGGUGGCGGCGGCGCCGUGGCGGAGGAGCAGGAGCAGGAGGGGGAUGGAGAGGAGAAGGCUCCUGGGUGGUAUGGCGCUCCUGCUCCUCCAGGCGCUGCCCAGCCCCCUGUCAGCCGGGGCUGAGCCCCCGCAGGAUAAGGAAACCUGUGUGGGUACCAACAAUCAAAGCUACACCUGUGACACGGGGCACUGCUGUGGACAGUCUCAGUGCUGCAGCUACUACUAUGAACUCUGGUGGUUCUGGCUGGUGUGCACCAUCAUCAUCAUCCUGAGCUGCUGCUGCGUCUGCCACCACCGCCGAGCCAAGCACCGCCUUCAGGCCCAGCAGCGGCAACAUGAAAUCAACCUGAUCGCCUACCGGGAAGCCCACAAUUACUCAGCGCUGCCAUUUUAUUUCAGGUUUUUGCCAAACUAUUUACUACCUCCUUAUGAGGAAGUGGUGAACCGACCUCCAACUCCUCCCCCACCAUACAGUGCCUUCCAGCUACAGCAGCAACAGCUGCCUCCACAGUGUGGCCCUGCAGGCGGCAGCCCCCCGGGCGCCGAUCCCACCAGGGGCCCCCAGGGGGCGCACAGCAGCCCCUUGUCCGGGCCCAGCAGAAGCAGCACGAGACCCCCCAGCAUCGCCGACCCUGAGCCCUCCGACGUGCCAGCCGACCGAGCAGCCACCAAAGUACCUGGAAUGGAGCCCAGUGGCUCCGUGGCCGGCCUGGGGGAGCAGGACCCAGGGUCCUUCCUGGACAAGGAUUCAGAAUGUAAGGAGGAGCUGCUGAGAGAGUACGGCUCCGAACAGAGCAGCGCAGUCCCCGACAGCAAAGACAAAAUGCCCGGCAGGCACCGCCGCUUCACGGGCGACUCGGGCAUUGAGGUUUGUGUGUGCAACCGGGGCCAUGAUGACGACCUCAAAGAGUUCAGCACACUCAUUGGCGACGCCCUGGAUGGGCCCCUGGACUUCUGUGACAGCUGCCACGUGCGGCCCGCUGGCGACGAGGAGGAAGGGUUCUACCGAGCCUCUGAGGAGCAGGCCCGAGAGCCCGGGCAACCCCAUCUGCCACGGCCGCCCCCCUGCCUGCUGCUGAACACCAUCAAUGAGCAGGACUCCCCAAACUCCCAGAGCAGCAGCACCCCCAGCUAGAGCAGGCCCUUCUUGCACCCGAGAACUUGGCAAAGCAACCAGGGUAGGGGAGAACCAUGAGAGAAGCAUUAACGACUUUCGGAGAAAGUGGUACAGCCACUUUGUUCUUUUUUUUUUUUUUUUUUUUUGUGCCCCUCCUGCAUUUUCCUGCAUCUCCAGGUACAGUGUGGAUGCC